Molecule: messenger RNA, 453 nt
Organism: Lizanozyma spartinae
Lineage: Eukaryota; Fungi; Ascomycota; Pichiomycetes; Serinales; Debaryomycetaceae
Gene: LSM4
Product: U6 snRNA complex subunit
Exons: 1
Coding region: 1-453 (150 amino acids)
Biological process (GO): nuclear-transcribed mRNA catabolic process; P-body assembly; mRNA splicing, via spliceosome
Cellular component (GO): U6 snRNP; P-body; spliceosomal tri-snRNP complex
Molecular function (GO): U6 snRNA binding
Source: RefSeq, a predicted model, not a curated record
AUGUCUGCGAAGACCAAGCAGAUUUUGAUUGAGUUGAAAAAUGGAGAGACCUUGAAUGGAGAUUUGGUCAACUGUGAUUCGUGGAUGAACAUGACAUUAAGCAAUGUCGUACAAACCAGUUCUCUGGGCAACAAGUUCCUUCAGAUCCCGGAGAUUUACGUUAGAGGGAACCAUAUCAAGUUUAUGAGAAUUCCAGAUGAGAUCAUGGAUUAUGCUAAGGAACAACAGCAACUCAACCAAGAGCAACGGAACCGGAACUUUAAUAAGAGAAGACCCAACUUUAGAGAUACUCGAGAAAGAAGACAAAGCCAGGGCAGAGGUGGAUACAAUAGCAAUAACAAUAACAAUAGCAACAAUAACAGCAGUCAUAGUAAUAAUAAUGGUGGUGGUAAUAAUAGUGGACGUAGGAACCAAUCAGGGAACUUCCAUCGUGGAGUACCACAAUCACAAUAG